GCUCUGUCAGUGAUUGUCUUCACUGCAUGUUUUAAGGAUGUAGAGCAAAAGGUUGGAUUUUCUGUGGCCUUUGUUUUGAAUGGACUUCAGGAGAGAUUUGUUCUUUGGGAAAGGUCCCCAUCUGUGGUGAUGGGGGCUGGGAGGCAGUAUGGGAGGAAGGGUGUCUGUGCUGUCUUAUUUGAGAGGUGUGGAUGGGCAGGCACAGGUAGGCUCAGCAGAGCUGCACUGUGUGACCACACUGUACUGCAUUUGCAUGGGCCUGGUUAAAUAUUCUUACAGUUUCUGGCAUGCUUGUCCUGUGGUCCUAAAUUCUUACACCAAAUGAAACACCUCAAGGGAACUUCUCUCCAUGUAAUGGCAUAGAUUCUUGCAUGCCCUUUUCCUGUCUGUGUCUAUUGGUCUUCAAGGUGCUAAUUUUAGGUGAAUCUGUGUUUCUCUGUGCUUCAGGGCUGGAUCUAGUUGUGGGCAAUAACCCACUCAUUUAGAGAUGCUCACACACCACCACAGGAGAAGGUGUUGUCCCUGUGGAGGUUGCAGUGCUGCCUGGUGGAGAUUGUGUAGCCCCCACAUUUGUCACCUCAGCUUAUUUUAAUACAAGUUCUUGAUUAUUCUGUUAAUUGAUAGAGUAAUUUCUGCUAUAAAACUGUGAAUGUAGAGAGAAUCCUGUGCAGACUUUGGAACAGCAGUGAUUUCUCUGAUGGGGUUAAGAUGGAAUCCUCUGGGAGACUCUGAGAAUUUUGUGUAUCAUUUUUUAUUGUUAUGACAUGAGCAUAGGAAAGUUCACACUGUUUUGGGGUAAGUGAGGACCAUCUAGAAACUGAUGGCUGGCUGUGAGUUGCUAUCUAAUCACCUUAGAUGAACAACUUAUCUCUACCUACCCUUAGGUAUCCAGGUUAUCUAUCUGAAGGUACCUGAGGUAUUUUCUGCCCUUGUUUAUGAAAAGGGGCAGAGGGACCUCAGAAGAUGGGCACAAAGGCAUUUCAAUAAAGCAUAAGUUUAUCCAUGCCUUUGCCAUCAGUCAGCACUGCCUCCUUUGUGCCAGUGAGCACGUGGACGCCUUGUGGGAUGAAACAGGAAUUUUGUCUCCUAAAUAUUAUUUAUAACUUCACAAGUGCUGGAUGGGAUAGAGUUGGAUUGGCUUAGGCUGGUUGAAGUUGCUUUCCUGGCUCCAGUACAGAGCUGGUGUGCAGAAGGCAAGGUUGCAUUUUUGACAGACCUAUUUGAAUGAUGAUGGGUUCAAUCCCAGUAGUGUGACAGGCAUGUGCUUUAUCCAUUCCUGGGAAAGGAUGAGGAAGACAGCUUUUGCUAGGAGGCAGAGACAGAUUUAAAGGUGUAUUUAAUAGCCCCUGUCUAAAAAUUUGGACUGCUUCAAGGGAUUGAAGUGUCCUGUGUCCCUCUAUCCUCAAGUGUCAGAGGGAGAUGUAUGGGGUGUAGAACAUUCUUGUCAUUUUAUCUGUUUGCUUUUACAUGAUCUUAAGGAAGUCAGACAGCUCAGUAAAAGCUUGGAAUAACACUGCCCGUGUCCUCCUUGUUUGCCAGUCGCUCUCCUUUUCAAUGAGGUGUGUAAUCAAGCACUUUAUUAAACAGCAGCUUAUUAAAAAGUAAUGUGCAGCUCAGCUGCAAGUGUGUGAAAUAAGCAAAUGCUGAUCAAAACUGCAAAGUGCAGCACGUGCUGAGCACCAGUGGUGGCUCUUGGGUGUAGGGGAGUCACCUCUUGCCAGUGCAGCUCUUGUCCCUCUCAUGUGGUUGAAUGAGGGUCGGAGGAGUUGGAGGUGCCCUUCCCGGUGAGAAUGUGCUGAAGGAGCGCGUUGGCUGAUUCACUGCCUGGCCCCACCUCUCAGCUCACACAGGGAAUCCACUGGUGGAUGCACUUGCACCAGUUUGCUUCCUGGUGGCUCUCAGGAUCGCUGGUUGCUCAAAUUCCUCCUGCUGCUGCUGUUCUUGGUUCCUUCUAAAGCUUCUGUUCUUCCCUGAGCAUUCCCUUAUCCCUCUCUCUCCUUCUUUACCCACUCCACUGUCACAGAUACAAUUCAGGGUGCAGGCUCAGCUUGCAUUCAGAGUUAUCAUUUGUUUUCUGCAGCAGCAGGUCUCCAGCCUUUUUUCUUUUUCCAUGCUGAUUUUGAGCUCUCAGCACCCUCAGUCCAGCACAGACUGACAGUCUCAGAAAGGCCAUGGGGAAAAUAGCAGUGUGCUCUUUCUUGUAUGCAGAGAAAGGUUUCUUGCCUUUAAUGCUUCAUGUCACAGUCAGGCCACAAGUCUGAUACUUUUAUCUACUUGGUAUGCUUUUAUUUCAUCUCUCCACAUUCUCCUCCUCAAAGAGGGAGAAAAGACUGAAGUGAAUCAGUGAUAACUGCAGCUGUUCCUGCUGGAACAGCCAUAAUGCUAUAUACCUCCAAGUACUUGACCACUUGUCACUAUCAAGCUUCUUCAGCUUAAGGCCAUAAAAUAGGAAUUAGCUAGUUUGAAUUUUUUUUAAGCCUUCUGUUUGCAGUGCAGUAAUAUGGUGGCUGGUUUGUAGAAGUACAGGGGUGGUCAAAAUAUUUACUGAAAGGUAAACUGAGAUGUGCAUUUGCAUCUCAUUAGUUACUGUGUGGUAGCUGCUUUGUGUGCGUGCUGUCAGCCUUUUGCCCUUAAAUUCACUGUGAAGCAAACUGCCUUGUGCUGACAGGGCUAAGGCUGUGCAGGUGAGCAGCAGAGAUGGGACACAAGGGAAUGGAAUUACAGUGCAGUAACUGGGUAGCUAAAAGAUGGAUGGUGCCCCUCUUGCAGUCCUGAGCUAUGGUCUGCAAGGCUGGGAUUGAAUGUUUCAAGGAGCAGAGCUCUGAGCAAUGUCUGUGAUAGAUUCUCUCCAUCCUGGUGUGUGCUGGUGUUCACAGGCUUUCCUCUUCAAGGGAAAUGUGAUUGCUGUCCCUGCUCUGGUAGAGGUGUGUCAGUAUUGGCACUGGCAUGGCUUAGCCUGUAUUGUUCCGUUGGGUGGGGUGGGGGAAAGGGGAGAGGAGAUAAAACAGGGUAAUUGGAUUCAGGCAUGAUUGUGCUGCUGUGGUGAGUUUUACUGGAUGAAGCAGCUUGUUGCGAUGGGUGUUUGUUUCAGCUGCUGUCUGCAGGUGUGACUUGGCUAGAUAAGGAUGGUCUAUCACCUUGAUGAUUUCAUUGUUUGAUUUGGCUGGACUGGGUGGAGAAUGUAGCUGCAUUGUUUGGGACUAGCUUUGUAGGUUGGUUUUGUGAAGUGGAUUACAUGGCAGCACAUUGCUACAUGAUUAAGGUGAAGCUGCAGGAGAUAAUAGUUGGAGAAUGUUGGAGGGAAGAGAAUCUGCACAGGCUUUCACAAUGCAUAACUAGUUGAGCCUCCACCUCCUGGGUUUCUGUCAGGAGAUCUGGUCAGCAGAAUGCAUUGGGAUUACACAGAAGAAUUUUGGUAGUGAUUUCAGUUUGCAGUUGUACUUUAAGUGCAAGGCUGUCUGUGCUGUGUACAUAGCUGGGAGUGCUCUGAGGUAGCACGCUGGCCCUGACAGUGUGAGUGUUGUCUGGAUUCACACUGUCUUGCAGCCUCUACAGUUUUCACAGCGGGUGAGGGAGAAGCUGGCAGGUCACUGCUGGUUUUUUUGCUAACCUCAAAUUUAGCAGUAAGCUGCUCUUCAGAGCCUGUGUUUCCUUGUAUUGCUGAGCUUUCAGGCACUUAAACUUGCUUUGGAUUCUCUUCCUCCUGUAGGGUAUGCAGUGAUGUGAAGUAGGAGCUGCCAGAGCAGUAGAUAGUGCUUCCUCCUUCUAAAACCUGCCUGGUUUUCCCCUAGAUGUGAUUGCCUGGCUUUUCCUGAUAUUUGAUGUUUCUGUUUAUACAUUGGCUGGCUGUGGAGGAGGUUGCAUAUAUGAAGAACAAGGGUUUGGCAGGAGUUGCUGGGCACAUUGUGAGGGGAAGGUGAGCCUUUGAAGAGAGGUGGGUGCAGAGAAGGGAAGAUGACAUGCCCAAGCUUUGUGCCAGCUUCUCUAAGCGCAGAUGAGCUCAUGGAAAUCCAGCUGGCUAAACUUGGGAGUUUAUUUCCCUAUUUCCCCUCCAUUGUCAGCAUGCAUCUUCAGAGUCUUCCAGUCUGAUGGUGGCUUCUUGGGUGCUGAUAAAUCUUUCCAGGCUGAGCAGAGGCUUCCCCUGGGUGGUUCAGAGCAGCUUUUGGUUUCCCUGCUUCUGUGGCUGAAUGCAUGGAAGGGGUGUACAGCUUUUCUGUGAGUUCUUUUUGGUGAAACCCUUUCUCUCCUUUUUCCAGGUGACUAUUUUUUGUGAGACAAGUGGUUUGCAACUCAUGGCCUCCACGAUGAGUACUGCAGUGUCGUGACACCAGGGGUCUUGUGUGCCCUGGAGAUGCGAGACUUCCCCUGGGCAGCAGGAGGCACGCAUCUAGAGAAUGCUGGAGCUGCAGGAGGGAAGUGCCCAGUGCAAAAGCAGCGAGGAGCAAAGAGGAAAAAGGCAAGCAGGCAGCCAGCACUGAGAGGAGCGGGUGGCAGGAAGCGCUGCGACGCUGCCUCUGGCGGCACACGCUCCCCCGAGGAACGUGCCGAGAGCCCAUCUGCGUGUGUGUGA
Molecule: messenger RNA, 4570 nt
Organism: Melospiza melodia melodia
Lineage: Eukaryota; Metazoa; Chordata; Aves; Passeriformes; Passerellidae
Exons: 2
Coding region: 4352-4570 (72 amino acids)
Source: RefSeq, a predicted model, not a curated record